AUGGCGAACAAAGAAUUAUUCUCCAAAUCAGCUUUGGACGAGGUAUCUGGACCUCUGCCUGAUAACCCGGAAGGAUCGGAGACGAAGGAAGUCUGCAAAUCCGAGUCUAAUAAUGGUAAAAGGCCACCUCCUUUGAAGGCGCGUCUGUUCGCGGUCGCCCUGAUCGCAUGCAUCAGUUUUGGUUCGCACUGGAGUUCUGGCGUGACUAGUGCCAUGAAGAGCACCAUUAAAAAGAAAAUGGAUAUCGACAACGUUCAGUUCGCGCUGCUGGAAGCAAGUGAAGACUUCAUGGCUACUGUCCUCCUUCUGCCUAGUGGUUUACUUACCGACCGUGUUGGAGGUGCUGAAAUGAUCGUUUACGGAAACAUCGUCUACACCAUCGGGUCUAUCCUAGUCGCAGCUGCGGCAACGGUGCGAUCGUUCAAAUUUAUGAUUGGAGGUAGAAUUAUUCUGGCUUUCGGUGAUAUUGCAACACAGAUUGCGCAGUAUAAGAUGUUCUCGUCUUGGUUUGCGCCGAGCAAUGGGUUCGCAUCGACUCUGGCAUUUGAGUUGGCUAUUGGCAAAGUCGGUGGGUUUAUUGGCAAGUCUACUGCCAACAUUAUCGCCACGAACACGGGAAACUUCGCCUGGUCGUUCUGGACUUCUGUUUUCAUGAACCUCUUCACUAAUGCGGCCACCGCGGUGUUCUGGUUAUUCGGUAAAUAUAGCGAGCGAAACUUCAGUGGGCGGCGGGACAAUGCGACGAAUGAACAGCUUACGGAGAAGAACAAGAAAUUCGAGCUGCAAAAAGUGUUCGAACUUCCGUGGAUGUUUUGGGCAGUUCUGGCGUUUUCGCUUUUCCAGACUAGCACUGCUUCGGCUUUCAGCACAAACGUCACGGAACUGGCCGAGCAACGGUUUGAUGUCAGUUCCAUCGACGCAGGAUGGUACAGCUCGUUGUCAGAGUAUGCGGGUUGCCUGUUGGUCCCAAUCUUAGGUGUGUUUAUCGAUGUUCUUGGACACCGAGCAUCUGUUAGUACGUCACAUUCCACCUCCAAUGUCAGCGCAAUCAUUGACCUUGAAACAGUGUUCACUUGCGGACUUGGAAUGCUGCUCAGCAUGGCCCUUCUCAACUUUACCCCGUCUAAAGCUGGCACUGGGGCAUCUUUCGGCAUCUAUGCCAUCGCGAUGUCAUUCGGCCCGACAUCUGUUAUCGACGGUAUCCGCACGACUCUCUGGAACCAGUCCGUGUUUGGGUCGGCUUAUUCCCUCAAGGUCACAAUGAAUAACGCCAUGAGCAUCAUUCUUCGUAUCAUAACGGGUGCCCUCCAAGAUGCCGAUAACAACUCUUAUGAUCGUGUGGUGCAGGUGUACCUCUUCAUGGCUGCCGGGUCACUGGUUGUCGGAAGCGCCCUUCUGGUCGGAUCAAUCGUGAGCCAGUACCUGGCGCCACUCCAAUGGACUCGUCAGAAGAGACUAAUGUCGGGUGCCGCGAUCAUCCAAGCCAACAAGGAGCGCGCCCUAGUGACGCAUGCCGAGCGAACCCGAGUAAUUUCAAUCGGCUGUUUUGGAGCGCUAAUGUUAGUGACAGUGGGCGGAUGGGUGGCGUAUAUUUGGGGAGCCAUCACCGGCCAUAAUUCUUAG
Molecule: messenger RNA, 1623 nt
Organism: Penicillium longicatenatum
Lineage: Eukaryota; Fungi; Ascomycota; Eurotiomycetes; Eurotiales; Aspergillaceae
Product: putative MFS transporter
Exons: 6
Coding region: 1-1623 (540 amino acids)
Biological process (GO): transmembrane transport
Molecular function (GO): transmembrane transporter activity
Source: RefSeq, a predicted model, not a curated record